AUGAAGAAAGCAAUCAAACAGAAAGUAAAGAUGUUAGGGGCUUUGGAAUUGGAUCGACAGAUUAAACGCAAAUUGGAAUCCACUAAUUACUCAAUAUUAUAGAAUUUUGAUGUAUAUCAACUCCCAUAUUGCAGAAGACCUCAUAAACACUAUGCUGAUGUUGAGUAAUUGAAGAAAUUCUUAUAGCACAUACCAUAUCUCAAGGAAAUCACUGAAGGCAUGUCGAUGAGAUUGGUUGAGAAGAUCAUACAUCAAUUAUCAUUAAAAUUCCUGCCUGCUAAUAGUUAAUGUGAUUCUCAAUUUCAGAUAAUGUUGAGUGGAGAAAUCCAAAUAGGCUAAAGAACAUUUGUUUAGACUGACACUCUGAAUGAAGUGGGGACAGUUAUAAGAGAUGCUUGGGUUUUGGUAUUAAGUAACGAGGGAUACAAUGACCUCAUUAGAGAAUAUCAUGAGAAUCUGUUGGCUUAGAAGUUACAUCUGAUUCAACAAUAUUCAGUAUUCAGCAAAAUCAGCAUUCAGAGGUUGAAAAAUCAAUUGGAUUAAUUUAAAUAAGAAUAGGCUACCAACAACACAAUACUAUAUUAAGAAAAACAACCAGCCGAUUCAUUCUAUUUAAUAGUUUAGGGGGAAAUCAAACUGAUACAAGAAGAUAUUGAAUUAUAAUUGUUGGGACCUAAAUGUGUUUUUGGAGAAAUGGAAUUGGUCGAGGGAAAUGAACUCAGAUUACACAAAGCCAUUGUUACUCAACAUACAUCUUACUAUAGAAUAGGAUAUCAUCAAUUAAAAAUACUCUUGAAUUCAAGUUGCUUAUAUGAAACAUUUUGUUAGAAUUAUCACAUUAAAGCCUAAUUUUGGAAGGCGAGAAAGUAACAAUGCAAAAAAGAAGUAAUUAUACCCAUUGACUACUCUGAAUUCAAACAUGAGAUCCCUAAGACAUAUCAUAACUACCUCUCUGCUUCCAAAUUGCUAAAGUAUGCAAAAUAAAGCACUAUUGUUACAUAAGAUGAUCAAUAAGAAACAAAAGAGGAUAAAGUACUUGAAUAUUACAAAUAAUUCAAUCAUCAAAUCAAAUAAAAUUUUAAAAACAACCAUUUACUUAGAAAGGUAUUAAUUUAGGCUAAGUAAACUAAUCAUGACUUACCCAUUAUGAAGGGAUUGCAAUUAGAAAGAUACUUACCCAAGAACCAUUUCACUCAUAAGAAGUCACUUAAAAUUAUUAAUCAGUUCAAUGAAACAAAACAAUAAGGAUUUGUAUUAGAUAUAGAAUCAUAUCCAACAACAACUACGUUUGUGAAGGGAUCCAGAUUAUUUAGUGCUGCAACCAGAUAACAAUCUGCUGCUACCUGUAGGUUAUAAUCAGCAGCACCAAAGUUAUUUACAAGUCCUUCGUAAUUAUAAUCUUACAGGCCGAUGACAGCAGUUUAAAGAUCAAAAACAAAUGAAGCUAAAUGA
Molecule: messenger RNA, 1452 nt
Organism: Paramecium tetraurelia
Lineage: Eukaryota; Ciliophora; Oligohymenophorea; Peniculida; Parameciidae
Exons: 2
Source: RefSeq, a predicted model, not a curated record